UUCACCUUCUUCACAAGAAAAUAAGAUUUGUUUGGAUCAUAGAGAAACCAUGGAAGAAGGACUACUAAGAGACGUCUUCAGUAACAUAAAUGGGGAUGCAGUUGAUGGGAGUCAAACAAUGCCCAGUGGGUCCCCAUCAGUCACCAUUGUUGUUGUUCUAAGCACUUUGGUGGCCCUCUGUGGAUCUCUCUCUGCUGGCUGUGCCACAGGAUAUUCAUCAGCUGCUGAAUCUGGGAUCGUUGAAGACUUGGACCUUACUCUUGCUGCCUACUCAGUUUUCGGUUCAAUACUGACAGUAGGAGGAAUGAUUGGCGGAUUACUAAAUGGAAAAAUGGCGGAUAUGAUCGGUCGUAGGGGUACAAUGGGAGUCUCUGCAAUAUUCAGCUCUGCAGGGUGGCUCACUAUUGCAUUUGCGAAGAAUGCUUGGUGGCUGGAUACUGGACGACUGUCAGUGGGAUUUGGCAUCGGGAUAAUUAUGUACGUGGUACCUGUCUACAUAUCAGAAAUAACACCUAAGAAUCUCAGAGGAACAUUUACUUCAGCUAAUCAGUUUUUCAUUAGCUGCGGUUUUUCGCUAUUCUAUUUCAUUGGAAACGCCCUACCCUGGCGCACCAUUGCAGUAAUCGGUGCAAUUCCAACCCUACUACAAAUUAUAGGUUUAUUUUUCAUCCCAGAGUCUCCAAGGUGGCUGGCCAAAAUUGGUAAACAAGAAGACCUUGAAGCCACUCUGCAGCGUCUUAGAGGAACGAAGAUUUCUGUAUCUCAAGAAGCAGCUGAUAUCAUGGAUUAUACAGAAAUGUUUCAGCAGCACUCAGAAAGUAUGCUAGACUUGUUCCAUAAGAGAUACGCUGACUCGCUCAUCAUUGGUGUCGGGCUGAUGUUUCUACAACAAUUUUCCGGGGCUAAUGCAACGGCUUUUUAUGGAAGCUCUAUAUUUGUAGAUGCCGAUUUCUCAAGUAGUGUCGGGACUAUUGCAUUGGCUAUUAGCGGGAUACCUUCUGUUGCGUUGUGUGUUUUCUUGACUGACAAAUCUGGACGACGACGACUUCUAAUGGUUUCUGCUGCCGGAAUGUGCCUGAGUUCGUUUCUUGUGGGCUUGGCAUUCUAUUUUCAGGACCUCGACCUGUGGAAGAAAGGAACUCCAGUUCUCGUUCUCAUCGGCAUGCUGGGUUAUGGUACGACAUAUUUGAUCGGAAUGUCAGGAUUACCGUGGGUUAUUAUGUCAGAGAUUUUCCCGGUAAACAUUAAAGGUUCGGCCGGAAGCCUGUUGAGUUUGGUGUACUGGUCUUGUUCUUGGAUAACAACUUACACCUUCAAUUUUAUGAUGGAGUGGAGCUCGGCAGGAACGUUUUUCUUCUACGCAGCCAUUGCCGGUUUAACUGUUUUGUUCGCAGCAAAGCUAGUGCCGGAGACCAAGGGGAGAACCCUAGAAGAAAUACAAGCAUCAAUCGCCCAUUUUGUUUAAUAUCUGUAGAAUUUCAC
This is a messenger RNA of Pyrus x bretschneideri (Chinese white pear), 1482 nucleotides long. RefSeq names its product sugar transporter ERD6-like 5. Gene Ontology annotation, cellular component: membrane. Gene Ontology annotation, biological process: carbohydrate transport; transmembrane transport. The record is from RefSeq and is a predicted model, not a curated record. The coding region runs from base 50 to 1465 and encodes 471 amino acids. Lineage: Eukaryota; Viridiplantae; Streptophyta; Magnoliopsida; Rosales; Rosaceae. The transcript is spliced from 17 exons. Gene Ontology annotation, molecular function: sugar transmembrane transporter activity.